Pyrenophora tritici-repentis Pt-1C-BFP is the source of this 5898-nucleotide messenger RNA. NCBI's taxonomy places the organism in Eukaryota, Fungi, Ascomycota, Dothideomycetes, Pleosporales, Pleosporaceae. The record is from RefSeq and is a predicted model, not a curated record.
AUGGACACGUGCGAGCACGACACCAGCCUCGAAGAAAUCCAAGUCCCACCCGCGACAGAGCCCUUGCCAGAUGACGACGGCGCAUGCACCGCAACACGUCUCUCGAGUGUCGGCACCGCCAGACGAAUACAAACCCCAUCACCCAUGACAAACCCGUUCUGGUUGCGGCGGCCUGGUUCAGCAAAGGUGGACAUGCGCAGAGCUCGCCAUGGGAACACCGAUACGUCGCCAUCAAGGUCGCGGUCACGCCAAGUGGACUCGCAGAUGAGCGCAAAAGGAGAAGUUCAACUCAGCCUCCCAAAGGCACCAAUCCGGGCUCAGAGCACUCCACGCAGGUCUGCACUGCCAGAUGCGUACAAGUCCAGCGCCUCAGCUUCCAUGGAUAUCUCGUCACCCGUAAAAGACGAUGACACCCCAAGGCAGCUGACCAAUGCCGAAGCACAGUCUACUUCGACAGCAGCAGAAGAACCAUCAUACACAAUAGAAGCGGUCCAUACAGCCACCGCUGCAAUCACACAAGAGACCACCCACAGCAAGGAACCGGCGCAACGCUCGCAGCGGACUGUACCCAUUGUCACUUCAUCCAUGGGCAGUCAAGACACGCACGGGUCCCAAAAGCCCGUCUCGUUCACAACACGCAAACCACGUAAAAGGCCAAGGGCAGUCAACUUUGAUUCAUCACCAGAAAAGGUUCCGGCAGCGCCAAAGCCACGCCCCCAGACCGUACUUGAAAACGACAAUAAUGCACCUCAAGACGAUGUGGUCCAAGGAGACGCCACAGCGAAACAGAAAGAUGACCAAGAGCUACAGAAAAGUCGAGACUCGGACUGGUCUACGCAGGCCGCCAUGUUACGAGCUCAACUCGAAUUCCAGCAAAGCACUUUCCCAUCCAUGUCGUCCAAUCUUCUCCGGGCCGGGUCACAAACUUCAAUUGACACACCUCGUCCGAUAGGGGCUGUAUGCAAUGCAGUGACAACACCCUUUUCUGCCUUUACCGUCCAGCGGGACGGACCGCUUCUCAACGAAAGCAUGACACAUGGGCCACCCAUCAGCACGCAGGAUCUCUUCGGUGCAGCAUCUCCAUUUGCCUUUAGCACGGUGAAGAAGCCGACGCAAGGAGGUCACGGGAGCAAUCUGAGGUUUGCUCAAAGCCCGGGCGAUGUGAUAUGCCAAGCCAGUAAUGCAGAUAAGAGCCCCACGCCGUCCAUUGAUCGCAUCCCACUAAAGGAUAAGAACACGACCACGUCCCUUUGGAGCUUCGUCAGCGAAAAAGCAUCGCAGGGCUCGCAAGGAUCGUUGGGAGACAAGUCAAGACGUAUGACAAAGGACGGAUGUCCCCCGUUGGAUGUUGAAGGCUCGCUGGAUAGCUUCGGCGCCAACGGAAAUUUGCACUUUACAGACAGCUUUCUACAUGGACUUGCAAGAAGGGGAGAAUCAUAUACCCAUGCCGAUGCAGACCGCCAGUCGUGUCGGGAACAACGGCAUUGUGCGUCGUACGAAGGGCCUCCCAGUACCGUGGCACAUGAUCUAUGCCAUGACAGAGAGCAGUUCUGUACCGGCAUCACAAAACUGGGUGCGCGGCCUUUUGCACAGCCAGCGGAAGCUGGGGACGAAGGCGCGGAGACGGGACCACGCCUAGUUUGCGUCACAUGGAGGAAGGCGGCAGAACAGAGUGAGGCAGUGAAGCAGCUACAUGCAUGUUGCCCGGUAGCCCAUGCCAUGGACAUGUCAGGGCUCGUAACGUGGUCCGACGACACCUCUCACUCGCUGAAUCCAGCACCACCCCCGGAGCCGCCAGCUGCAGCCCUCCCCCUCGGCCUGCAGCCCUUGCCAUCCGCCAGCGCCGCUGCUCUGCACGCUAAUCUCCCAGACCCGCCCCUGCUGGCCCUCCGCUGUGUCUCCGCCGCGCCCAACGACCGCAUCCUGGCCAACAUCAGCAACGCCCGUCUGGCCAUAUCUGCCACCCAUCCCGCCACGAGGUGCCCUUUAGACGGUCGAAUCAAUGUCGAGCCCAUGUCACCCACGCCCGACGCCCACGGAAAUACCUCACCCCCCGCACAGGUGAGGUUGAAUGCCCCAAAUGAUGCGCCCACGCCCCAGCCAGACCGCGAAGCCGUGACCCCGAAGAGCCUCGCCCAGACGGGCCGUUCACGUACGGCGCCCAUUGUGCACGAAAAUCAUCUGUGGAAGUCGUCAAUUGACCGGCCCCAGCUUGACGAGCGCGACAGCAUCUUCGCGACUACCUACCUCGCCUCGGACAGCCCCAUCUCCUCCCCCCGCGCCGCUGCUCGCCAGACUGACUUCGCACACGAUGAACCCGAACACAGCUUGUCCGAAUUGGCUGCCCCAACUCCUCCCACGGCGCGAUUGAAAGACCCGCCCAUUAUACGCAGGAAGCACUCUACCCUCCCGCCUACUCUCCCAACCACAGCCUCCAUCGACCAUCACGCCCUUCUGACCACGCCCUUCAACCCCCGUGCCGCCAUUGCAGCCGGUAUGGGUCUCGAGGUCACCCGCCACAGCCCCCCUCCCUACAUGAGUCCUGUCGACUCCCCUCUGCAGCGGCCAACCACACCACAGCGCUCUGAGCUCCAGCCCGUGUUGCACGAAGCGCUGCUAGAGAGCGAGGAGAGGCGCCGAAACAGAGAAUGGCGAGAGGGCAAGCCCGUCCCGUUCAAGGGUAACAUCAUUCUCGACAACCCUGUCAUGGGCGUGGACAUGGAAAAGAAAAUUGAAGCCACCCUCGCCAAGACCGAGCAGCCAACAUCGGCACGCAGUCGGAAAGCAAGCCACUAUCUGCGCGUUUUCAAGGAUGGCGAUCCUACCGAAGAGCCCAAGAAGAGAGAGGGUAAGCCCAAAGAACGCGCCUCUGCCGAUCGCCCACUCUCUACGCUGUCAGAGGAAGUGUCAGCGGGACCCAACACACCUGAGACUAGUGCCAGUGCCCUUACUCAGCAACUACGUCGAUCGUCGCUUGCUUCACCAAUUGUGCAGUCCCCUUUGACUGGCCCAGCCGACUCCUACUUCGACACUAAGCCAGCUUCACGUACCGAACCAAAUACUGGCUCUACGCCCCCCACCCAGCCAAGCCUACGAUUAGAACAAAGCAACGCAGAGAAGCGGGAGCUCCCGCGGCGGCUCUUGGAAGACAUUCGUGGCUUUGGAAAUCUGAGUCCCGGGUCUUUCUACUCGCAUAGUCUGCCUACUUCAGCAGUCGAAAAAGUGCAUGCACACGCAUCAACAAACGGGGCAGUGCAUUAUGAGGAGCCACCCGACUACUUCCAGGCCAAGGACAGGAGCAACGCCGAGCGUACGCCAGGCUCAGAAGAAGAAGACGAAUCGGAAAAGGAACAGAUCUCAUCAGCUCUUUACUUUCCUCAUCGUCGUCUCAAGGCAGGCGAUCAGGCCCCUGUAGAACCAAAGCCCCGAGAUCGAGAGGUAAUUGAUGUUGACAAGAGGGCCUCGUUUCAUGAGAGCGCAGGGCCCAGAGGAUGGGCCGCGGAUAAGGAAGUUCAGACCCCGCAAGAAGUAGAAAUCUCUCUACAGUCCCAAGAUACAAAUCAAUGCCUGCAUGGUGACAUCUCCACGGCAACUUCCGUAAAGAAAGAUAAAGAUCAGCCACUGACGUCCUCGGUUGUCGAUACGCUUUCAGCUGAAUCUGAACCCGAGUCCCUCGCCGAGUCUACUCAUUCACUUCUUGGCUAUGAAUCCAGUGCGACUGAUGAUCUAGGCACUACGCCCACUGCGACAAAACACAAACAGGAGCCCAAGGUCGCCACAGCUCUAGCCGCUCAGCCACCGGCACCAUUGGGUGCUGUUGAACUGAAGCCGUACGAUCACCAAGUGGGCGGUCAUUCUACUGUCUACCGAUUUUCGCGAAGGGCUGUAUGCAAACAGCUCAAUAAUCGAGAAAACGAGUUCUACGAAACGGUCGAGAGGCAGCAUCCAGAACUCCUGGACUUCUUACCAAGGUAUAUUGGUGUCUUGAAUGUGACUUAUCGCAAAGCACCCAAGAAAAAGAAGACGUCCAAGGACAAAGCCAAACAGGAUGCCCCUCCUACUACUUCUACGACUCAAUCGGAGACUGCUUCAAGACAAGCUUCUGCAGCUCCUGAAGAUUCGAGGAAGCCAGAGACUACCCGCGUGGUCAGCCAUUCGCAGCAGAUUAUGCCCGUUCCACAGGUCAUUUUCGAAAACAACCGACACAUUAUCCCGGAUAACUUGUUCAGGGUACCGCCGCGAUCCACUACUCCAGAUCCCUGGAUGAGAAAUCCUGCGCUCUCCUCACAACAACAUCGACGAUACCAGAGCGAUUAUACUAACACUUCUACAAGCCCCACGCGUCCCCAGUUACCGCAUACCAGCAGCUGGGGCGUAACGACGAUCAACAGAAAGCUUCAAGAAGAGGUACUUCGCCAGGUUUUUGCACCUCCGACCAUUCACCAUCGCCCGCGACAUCAUCAUCACCAUGGCAUCCCUUCUCGUAAAAUGGGAGAUGUGCCACAGUCCACGGUUGGUUCGGCACCUACCAUUAGAAGGAACAGCACAGAUGUAUCGGCAUUGCAUCCACCACUUCCAGAAGAAUGUACACGAAAGCAAGUUCUAAAGUCAGAAGCCCGUCGUCAUGCUUCAGGAGGAAAUCCCAUUUCAGCCGUCUCUAGUUCAGUUGAUGGGUCGCAGGCCAACACAGAGCCAUUGAGGCCCCCGCCGAACAACAUCCCUCGACGCCGUCAUUCUGGAAGUGGGCUAACUAGGAGGCCUUUGGGCAUAGACACGGUCCAGAGACACAACCUAGAGUACUAUGAAGAGGAUGGUUACGGCGGUGAUGCGGAAGAAGAAGUCUUUGCUAUGGACGAAGAUCAUAAAUCCAAGCCCGAAGCGGAUGAUCGGGACAGAGGUCGCCCAUUGCACAGCCCCAAGGCUACAAACAUACCUGACACUCAACCCCCGUCGGAAGGAACCAUGUUACCUGCUGCUCCCAUGCCGAACGGCCAAGGCAUACCAGUAAUUGAAGAGCCUUCUAACCCGGAACAGGCGCAGCAACAGCCUGAUGAGCGUGUCCAGCAUUUCAUCCUUCUGGAAGACUUGACGGCAGGCAUGUCCAGGCCUUGUGUGCUGGAUUUGAAGAUGGGAACACGCCAGUAUGGUGUAGAAGCAAACGAGAAGAAGCAGCGCUCGCAACGGCGCAAGUGUCAGAUGACAACCAGCAAAGAGCUUGGCGUACGCGUUUGUGGAAUGCAGAUCUGGAACGUCAAGACUCAGAGCUACAUCUUCGAGGACAAAUACUUUGGUCGCGAUCUAAAAGCCGGCAAGGAGUUUCAGGAUGCACUGAAGCGCUUCUUCUGGGAUGGUACAAGCUACAAGGCUGCCAGCAAGCACAUACCAGUGAUAUUGGACAAGAUCAGCCAAUUGGAGCGCAUGAUUAGAAAGCUGCCUGGAUACAGAUUCUAUGCCAGCAGCCUAUUGAUGCUCUAUGAUCGUGGGGACGGAGAGUCAAAAGAGAAGGAUGCUCCUAAUGGUGAAGACGCCUCAGCCACGUCGUCCGGACUCGCAUCACCCGGGCUAGUGUCGAAUGGGAAGUCGGCACCGAGUCAGCCAGAGAUCAAGCUCAAGAUUGUCGACUUUGCCAACUGUGUUACUGCGGAAGAUCCUCUACCUGACGAUCUGCCCUGUCCACCGCAAAAUCCAGACGGCAUCGAUCGGGGCUAUCUUCGUGGUCUACGAACUCUGCGCCUCUACUUUCAGCGUAUUUGGAACGAUAUUCAUGAGGAAUGGGUUGAGCGUGGUGAAGGCGAGGGCAUGGCCCGGAGCCAUCAUCACGGCCCGGGACUAGGCGACGUUGGAGCGGGCUGGCAAGACGCUGCCGGGGGCGAAGACACGGGCUACGUCAGUUUCUGA